Messenger RNA from Daucus carota subsp. sativus, 2415 nucleotides. Its product is annotated as cysteine-rich receptor-like protein kinase 10. Gene Ontology annotation, molecular function: ATP binding; protein serine/threonine kinase activity. Lineage: Eukaryota; Viridiplantae; Streptophyta; Magnoliopsida; Apiales; Apiaceae. The coding region runs from base 220 to 2244 and encodes 674 amino acids. The record is from RefSeq and is a predicted model, not a curated record. Gene Ontology annotation, biological process: defense response to bacterium; protein phosphorylation. Gene Ontology annotation, cellular component: plasma membrane. The transcript has 7 exons.
ACGCACACUAGAAUAUUCAUUAAAACAAGUAUUUGUUACUAUGUAGUAGUACUUAGUUUGACACCCACUUAACCGUCAGGGUCACCACACUCACUGGAGUUGGUUGUGAGUGUUAAAGUUUCAAGGUUUAAAUAGACAUCUAUUUAUGCACUGAAGUUCCAUGUAUAUAUGCGCAUCUAAAACGUUAGGAUCCAUUUCAUAUUAAGUUAAUUCGGCAAGAUGGUUGUUCUAUUCAUGCUCUGUUGUCUACUCAUCAUUGUUCCAUGCUCCGUUGAAGCUGCACCACCUGAGUACAUGUAUCAUAUUUGCAGAAAUAGCUCAACUAACACUCCCAAUACUAUCUUUCAAGCCAACCGGAAUGUUCUGUUGUCUACGCUUGCAUCAAAUGCUACACAAAAUAAAGGCUACUAUAACUACACUGCUGGCCGCAAUUCUAAAGACAUGGCUUAUGGCAAUUCUCUAUGUCAAGGAGAUCUUGUUCCUAAGGAUUGUCAGCAAUGUGUGACUGCAGCUACUGACGAUAUCAAAAAUAAGUGCCCGAAUGGAAUUUUUGGAAUCAUUUGGUAUGCGGAGUGCAUGGUACGUUAUGACAACAAGGCCUUUUUCACACUUUUCGGUGUAGAGGAAGAAGGCUUAGCAGUUAGGCUGUGGAAUACACAGAAUGUCACGGACGAAGCUCGGUUUCAGCAAGUACUUGGGAAUACUAUGAAUAAUCUGGUAACCAAGGCUUCGGAAGGGAAACCGUUGAAUGAUCAAACUAUUAAGAGUUUUGCAUUAGGAACUGCAAAAUUGAGUUCUCUGCAAAAUCUGUAUGCAUUGGCUCAGUGUGUUCCUGACUUACCUGAGGCUGCUUGUAGUCGCUGCCUUCGAGUGGCUGUUAAUCUUCUGCAAUACCAUAGUAAUUCGCAAGGGGGCAGGGCAUUGGUUUCAACUUGCACUGUUCGUUAUGAGUUGUACCCCUUCUACAGAAAUAUAGCAACUGCUCCUCCACCCUCACAAGUUACAAGUCCUCCUCCUGCUCCUCCUCAUUCUGAAGGUCCAAGCUCCAUCACUGGGCAUAAAGAAAAUGGAGGAAUUUCAUCCAAAACGGUUGUCGUGAUUGUUGCUCCUAUUUCUGUUGCCGUUGUGCUUUUCUUCAUAGGUUACUGUUACUUAAUUCUCAAGACGAAGAACAAUACAGGCCCCCCUCCACAAGAAGAAACUGGCGACGAAGAAAUUACAACUAUAGAAAAUUUGCAAUUCGAUUUCAGCACUAUUGAAGCAGCCACAAACGGUUUCUCUCCUGAUAACAAGAUAGGUGCAGGAGGAUUUGGUGAUGUCUUUAAGAGUGUUCUUACAAACGGGCAACAGAUAGCAGUGAAAAGGCUCUCUAAAGGCUCUGGACAAGGUGCUAAAGAAUUUCAGAAUGAGGUUGUUUUAGUGGCAAAGCUUCAACAUAGAAAUCUUGUGAGACUUCUGGGAUUUUGUCUACAAGCCGAUGAAAAGAUUCUGGUUUAUGAAUACAUUCCUAACAGAAGCCUGGACAACAUUUUAUUCGAUCCUGAAAGACAAAGGCAGCUGGAUUGGUCAAAACGUUACAAGAUUAUAGGAGGAAUUGCCAGAGGAUUGGUUUAUCUCCAUGAAGAUUCUCGACUAAGAAUUAUCCAUCGGGAUCUCAAAGCCAGCAAUAUUUUGUUAGAUCAAGACAUGAAUGCAAAAAUAUCAGACUUUGGCAUGGCAAGGAUUAUUGGUGGGGAGCAAACUCACGGAGACACGAGUAGAAUUGUUGGAACGUAUGGCUACAUGGCACCUGAGUAUGCAAUGCAUGGACUGUUCUCGUCGAAAUCAGAUGUCUUCAGUUUCGGAGUCUUAGUUCUUGAGAUUGUUAGUGGGAAAAAGAACAAUAGUUUUCACCAAUCAGACGGGGCAGAGGACCUUCUCAGCUAUGCCUGGAAGCAGUGGAAGAACAGUAACCCCUUGGAAUUUAUGGAUCCUACUCUGGCUGAUUCAUAUUCAAGAAACGAAGUAAUCAGGUGUGUCCAAAUCGGGUUAUUAUGUGUCCAAGAGGACGUCGAAGCCAGGCCUUCUAUGGCUUUGGUGCUCACGAUGCUCACCAGUCACUCUGUUAGCAUUGCUUUGCCUAAAGAGCCCCCAUUCUACUACCCUAGCAAAUCACGGUCAGAAGGAAUAUCUGAUCAGUCCGGGAGCAAAUCAACGUCGGUAUCUGUUGAUGAGUCGUCGAUUACUGGAGUUUAUGCAAGAUAAUGCAUAAAAAAUUAAAAAUACACCCUGUACUUGUAAAGCUGUAUAUGCUGAAGUCUGAACUUGUAGCCUUUGUUCCAUCCUUGUAUUGUUUGUUUGCAUCGCAUGAGUUAUGAAUUAUGAUAUGACUGUGAGUCCGUCACGGGUGAAUUUGAAUAAAGUUAACUAGACAGA